Messenger RNA from Prunus dulcis (almond), 1626 nucleotides. RefSeq lists its product as uncharacterized. The coding region runs from base 91 to 1419 and encodes 442 amino acids. The transcript has 9 exons. The record is from RefSeq and is a predicted model, not a curated record. Lineage: Eukaryota; Viridiplantae; Streptophyta; Magnoliopsida; Rosales; Rosaceae.
GUAGCACCCUUUUCCCUCCGAAAUCAAUGAAGCUAAUUCAGAAGCAGGAAGUAAAAUAGUUGAGAACUCGGACGGCGAACCGAGUCGGAAAUGUCGGAAUCGUCCUCAACCCUCUGCGAGCUUCUCAUCCAAUUAUCGGAGCCAAUCUCCGAAUCUCUGAGCAAAGCUCAGUGCACUCAACCAGAGGGCACCAACGUCUCCUUGAAAGCCCUACUGGAACCUCUCCUCCCUCACAAACAACCUCCACCAAGCCCUAACUUCAACGACACUCAACUCCACUCCUCAAUCAGGGACUUCACCUUCGCCUGUGCCUUACUCUCCUCCUCUCAAUCCUUUAUCCACGACCUCCUCUCAUGGAUCCCCAAACACCUCUCGGCCGCUGCAGACUUGGCGUUUCUCAAACUUUCAAAAGCAUAUUCCAUGGCUUACAGUAAAAAGAAUAACGAGAAGAUUUCUGAAUUGGGAUUAAAUUGUGGUUCGGUUCCUGAGGAGAAGAGGUUACUGAUAGAAUUGAUGCCUGAGGUUCUUCCAUUGUUGAAGAACAGGAUUAAGGAGAGCUCCAUCGAUAAAUCGGAGGAUUGCGAUGAGGUCUCAGCGGCCUCAGCGAGAGUGCCCGUUGGCUUUGCCAUUGCGGCUGCUUAUCAGUUUAGGUGGUUUGUUACACAGAUUGAUUAUCCUCAUUUGGGAAAGUUGUCUGCUUUGGUUAUUCCUUGUGCUUUAACGGCUCUCGAUCACUGGUCCCCUGAGAUCAAAGGGCAGGGCAUGCUUAGCUUUAUACAUAUUGCGAAAAAUGUGUAUGCUGCUGAGCUUGGUUGGUAUCAAGAUGUGAUUCUUGAUGCAUGCUGCCAGAAUAUUGCUUCUAGUGAUGAGAUAUGGCAUCUUGUGGUGGAGAUGUCCGUACUUAUUGUGACUUGUACCCAGCAAAGUAAUCCUCGUAGUGCAUGGUUUGAUAGGAUGCUAAAGGAGAUGUUAAGUCACUUGGAGCGCCAACCUAGGAACAAGGAGCGCCGUGUUGCAUGGCUUCGUCAUAUAGAGCCACUUUUUAAUGGUGUUGGUCUGGUGUUACUAGCUCAUUUCAGGCGCAUUUUCCCUCUUUUCUUUCAGUGGAUGCAUGCUGAUGAUGACGAGACUGUUUUACUGGUUCUCAAACAGAUUGAAACAAUUAUAAAGCUAACGUGGAUUAGGAACACACAGUAUGUGGAAAGGUUGGUGGAUGAACUUGCUGCUUUGUACAAGGAAGCAGCAUUGAAAAGGUCUCGUGAAGAAAUUAGAAAUCUUGUUAUUCGGAUACUGAUCCUGCUCCACCAAUGCAAAGGAAUGCAGUUUGAAACAGUCUGGGACAAGCACAGAGAUGAUCCAAACUUGGCAAGCAUUGUUCCCUCUUUGGGUGAAACAAAAACAACAAUGGUUGCCCAAUGAUCAUGCGGGAGAAAAGUUUAGUCUUGUUGUGUACAGAAGGAGAUGACUUGCAGAUGUGAAUACGACUCUUGAUAACAUACAACAUUGUCUAUAUUGGCAGUUAGAUUGUAUUUGAAUAUGACCCCUGAAUUUCUCCCCAUUUUAAUCGUCACUUGAUCACUUGUAGCAAUGUGCUUCAUCAAAUUACCUCUAACCUAUUCUCUUUUA